Molecule: messenger RNA, 1197 nt
Organism: Rana temporaria (common frog)
Lineage: Eukaryota; Metazoa; Chordata; Amphibia; Anura; Ranidae
Exons: 5
Coding region: 234-1112 (292 amino acids)
Cellular component (GO): plasma membrane
Source: RefSeq, a predicted model, not a curated record
CUUCCACGCUCCGUCCAAAAGGGCAUAAAAAACCUUUUAGUAUUCACCUGUAUUGUUUUCUGAACAUUCGUUACAUAACCACGUCCUGGUCAAAGUACCAAUCAGCACCCGGCGCUCAGACUUCCUCCAGAGACCCCGUGUCUCAUGUCACAGUAUAAGAAGACAAACCACAAGCCUUCCGAGACGAGACACAACCUACCAUACCGGAUACAACGACCGGGCCACAGAGAAGAAUGCCGAGGAAAUCCAUGGCGUCUCUGAACCUCCUUGCUCUACUUUUCCUCUCAUAUUUCUGCUUCGGGGAUUGUGCCAUAAGCUUGGAACAGCCUUCGAUUUUGUUCGCCGCCGUUGGCUCCACCAUCGAUUUAAACUGCCACCUUAAAAGCGAUGAGCAGUUGACGCGGAUCAACCUGUACUGGUUUAGAAUAGGACUAAAUGGAACGUUAAAGAAGUACCUGUACCCUCCACGGGCCGUGCCCAGCAGCAGCAUCAGCAGAGCAUCUUCAAUCAGUCUUCUUCACCCCAAUCAUUCUACAGACAUGUCCUUGAGUGUGUCUAACCUGACGCUCGCCCACACGGACACCUACGUAUGUCACGUGUCCCUGGUGGUCGGGAUGAACAAUAGCGCAGUGUCAGGGAGCGGGACCUUUCUUCUUGUGCACGAACCUCUGGAAACCAGUCUCAAUGAAAGCGACCUUACCUGUACAACAACCGUUCAGACCGUGACAGAUGUGACUCUCGUCUGGGAACAUGAGAAUGAUGUCACGUUGGGAGAUCCCGGCUGGCUCGCCAAUUCUGAUCAUUCCUAUUGGAUCAGUAACACCUUUCCCAACAGCACGUCCCUGUGCCACCCCCCGCAGAACCUAACCUUCACGUGUCACCUCCAAUACAAGGGGACAGCUGUAGCGUCGAAAAGGAUGGAAGUCACCUGUGCAGGUUUGGGGGAAGCCCAUCAGCCUAUACUUCUAUACAGUCUUAUCCUGGGAAGCUCCCUUCUCAUACUCCUCGUCCUUCUUCUGAUUUGGAUUAGGAACAAAUGGAUCUUCAGGACAAACCCGGACAGCUCGCUCUAUACAAACAUUUCUGAUUUAAAAAGAUCGUAUUGCUUGUAGAGGAAAUACUGUGAUAGUAUUGAGGAGCCUACCAAAAAGGAUCUAUAAAUACUGUAGAUAAUGGCUACAUUUUAUAAACCUUUUG